AUGGCCACUUCAAACCUGCCUGCAGGUGUGUUACCUGAGCACAGUCACGCUCCCCCUGCGCACCGGCAGAGAAAGCACAGGUUCCGACACCCGGAUGGGCUUGAACUGGAACUUGCAGCCGAAGCAAAGUGCCGAGUCGCUGAAGAAAGACACGGACACGAUGGGGCGCUCGAAGAUGUGGAUGGGGUCAACGUGGGACACGAUGCAGCCGCCGGGCUGGUAGUCGUUGAUGACCGCGCUGUUGACGAAGCCCUCGGGGAUGACGCGGUGCUCCACCAGCUUCUGGAUCACCAGCUGAUGCACCCAGUCCGGGAUCUCGUCGACGUCGCCCGGCGGGUAGAGGCGCUCCUGGCCCGGCCCGCGCUUCUGCAGCUGGGCCCCGUACGUGUAGCCCUCGCCGAAGAAGUACUUGUUGCGCAGGGGGGCCCGGUCCACCGUGUGCUCGUUGUACAGGCCCUUCUCGGCGCGGGACACCACCUCAUCGAUGCGGGCCUCGAUCUUGGAGCACUCAUCCUGACUGAAGAGCCGGAUCUGCCGGAUGCCGCUCUUCACCUUGCGCGCCUCUUCCUCCUUCUGCAACUGAUGCUCCUCGUAGUCGCUGCGCUCGGGGUCCGAGUCCUCCUGGUAUUUCCGCUUGGUGGUCCCGGACGCCGGCCGCUGGCGGCCGCCAUGGCCCCCGCCAACUCAACUCUAGGGUCCUCCGCGGCGGUCCGGCAUGGCUCUCAGGGGACCCGAAAGGGACCCGAAAGGGAAGCGAGGGUCCUCAGUGCCAGGCCCCCAUGCGUGGCUCAAGGGACCAAAGGGGUAGGCGUAGAGGGGCCGGGAAGGGGUCGAACCUCAGCCGCGGUCGGUCAUGCAGCACCAGCUACAGCGGGGCUUCCUCCUCCUCCACCUUCUCCGCGUCCUGAGGGAAAAAGGCGCCGGCAGCGCCUCAUGCCGCGGAGGGCUUCGGCCAAGACUCCGCCAGACUCCCGGUCGGACCCUCAGACGCCCGGCCCGGCCCGCACUUUAAAGCUCUCCUCACGACGUCACCGCCAGCCCGCCCGACCUCCGACAGCGCCGCUCCUUAGCGGGCUUCUCGACGCGCGUGCGCACUGCCGGCGGCCACGAGACUCCACGUACUUUGAGCAUGCGCGUGCGUGCCGCCCAGUCGGCGGAGAGGCCGGCGCAUGCGCAGACGAGGCCCGCUCGUCGGCCGCCGCCCCUCCCCCCACCCGCGGAAAGCUUCGAGAACAGCUCCCGAAAACAACAAUUUGCCUGCACGCCAAGCCGCCUCCGGGGCCGAGGGACUCCACCCGCCGGAGUGUGCUCGCGGUGUCCACUGGACAGCGCUGCCGCGUCACGGCAUCGUGCGGAUGCCCGCAGACGCCUCAGCUUCCAGCGCACAAAUCCUCGGGAAUCGCCACAACCCAGUCCGCCCCGUGACCGCCCCCUUUGGAGCUUCCACUUUCUUAAUUGGACUGCCGGCCACGCGUUGGGCAAACACGGACUGGAGUUUCCAGAGUCGGUUGGUAAAUCAUGCUUGUCAAUCAACUAGUCUCCUUGGCUACUGCGUCCAUCACUUAAUUAGCUUCGGGCAGAAGCUCGAGGACCCCUGAAGAGUGAAUGGGUGGCUAAGUAAGUGCCUGAAUGGAGUUCUCGGCGACGAAAAGCCCUCAGGACUCCGGUGAAGCUUCGGAAACAGUGGAAAGUUAAAAUUACGGGCAGGAGAGCAUCAGGCCCAAACUGUGGAGCAAGCCAGGACAACAAAAGCUGGAGGCGCGCGGUCCGGGCACCCACACCCCAUUCCCGCCGCCAUCGCUUCCCGAAGCGGACGUUCCACAAGUCACGUCCCGGGACUGCCCACGGGUCGCGCAGCCGCGGGCACGCGCACGGGCACGUCACGUUCCUACUGGGGUUGGGCGUUGUUAUAGGGGGCGACAAAAAGGCUUUCCUGUCUGAAGGGCGCAGAUUUACCACGGAUCGGUCCAAAUUGGAAAUAUUCUUCAGACAGAAAAUAAAUAAAUUGCACAGUGGGAUGGUAAAUGCGUCUCAGCACUCUGGAGACUGGUUGGAGGAUAGCUCACAAAUUGGAUGCCAACCUAGGCUACACAGCGAGCCUCUGUCUCAAAACAACUACAACAAACCCAAACAAUAAAAAAUCCUGAAGCGGAGGAGAAAGCCUGAACAAAGGUUUAGCCGUGCUGGAGGUCCCUGGGCACUCCAGCAAAUAGGAAUAGCAAAGAGGUUCUGCUCUGAACCUCCCCAAGAUGAAUUCCAGCUUCCUUUUCUGGUUCCCAGUCCCUUUUCCAGUCUUUGAUACUCCGUCAGAUUUUCAUAUAUCGCCGCCCCUCCUGGCUGUCCAUGCUGUCUGUCAUCUGUAAUGCCUGUCCAUCUACAGUGUCUGUCACACAGCUCACCCCUUGUCUUCCAGGCAUCCCAGAGUCUGGUGUGUAAAACCAGGAACCAGUACUUACCUCGAACGGUGGUUGUGAGGAUGGAAUGACGCAGCAGAAGGAUUGCUGAUACAGCAUCCAGACCUCAGUCUUCUAAUCUGAAAACUGAGGGUGGCAGCAGUCUCUGUUGGAAAGUGGGGACUGUGUGGUAACUUGGAAAAGUUUGUGGAGUGGAAAGCCAAGAAAUUAGGGAAUCCAGGCCACCCUCUCUCCCAAACAGCAGGCAGACAAAAGGGAAAUGGGUCUGGGGAUUCCCGGGGCAGCCCCUUGGGCCCAGGUGACAGAGAGAGGGUGGAAGGGCAGCUGCAGGUAGAAGAUGGACUGAAGGGCAAAGCCAGCUGAACUGGACUUGAGCCCGGUCUGUACUGUGUGAACACCUGGUGGGUCUCUUACCUGAGCAGUUUGCCUGGGCAGAUUGAAGCUUUUCAGGAGCCCAGCUCUCUAAGCCUCUGAUCUGCCUUUCAUGGCGGGAGCUCUUUACCACUGCACCCAGAUGCACCUAAUAGCUAAGGUCCCCAGCUCUGCUCACCCAGGCAAAAAUGACCCUCUUUGGGUACGGUGCACACCUUUAAACCCAGCACUAAGUUUUGUGUGUGUGUGUGUAUGUACCUCAGGAGUUCAGGGCCAGCCAGGGCUACAUAGACUGCCUCAGAAAAAGAUUUUUUUUUUUUUAAGCGACUAUCCCAUAGGUUGAACUCUCCAAUCCCAGGGUGUUUUCUCCUUGACUGUGCUUUUUAGUCAAGCCCAGAUCCUGUGGGGAAAAAGCCAGGCUGCCUGGGUUGAACUUCACAAGGCCACUUGCACAAGUCCAAUACUGUCCGCACUCCAGCAGCAAUUUCAUAAUUAUACCAGCCUCACUGGGAUAUUUUAGGGAUUAAAUGAGUUAGCAUUUAUCCAGGGCAUGGCACAUAGUAAAAUUUGUUUGUUUGGUUGGUU
Mus musculus (house mouse) is the source of this 3371-nucleotide messenger RNA. RefSeq names its product predicted gene, 53694. The record is from RefSeq and is a predicted model, not a curated record. Bases 1 to 1425 code for a protein of 474 amino acids. Lineage: Eukaryota; Metazoa; Chordata; Mammalia; Rodentia; Muridae. The transcript has 3 exons.